Molecule: messenger RNA, 1035 nt
Organism: Aureobasidium subglaciale EXF-2481
Lineage: Eukaryota; Fungi; Ascomycota; Dothideomycetes; Dothideales; Saccotheciaceae
Exons: 2
Coding region: 1-1035 (344 amino acids)
Biological process (GO): coenzyme A catabolic process
Molecular function (GO): acetyl-CoA hydrolase activity; coenzyme A diphosphatase activity
Source: RefSeq, a predicted model, not a curated record
AUGGCAGCCUUGUCGCAAGCAUCCGCAGCCGCCCUAGCCCGCCUUCGCGCCUUCAAACCCCCACCAUCCCAAUACACCAAACUCCCCCUGACCCGCCGCGCCGCCGUCCUAAUCCUCCUCUUCGCCGACCGCCGCGGCGACCUCCGCGUGAUCCUCACAAUCCGAAGUGCAAAACUGCGAAAUUAUGCCGGACAGGCCGCGCUACCUGGAGGAAAAGCCGAUACGGAACAAGAAACGGCAUGGCAAACCGCACGUCGAGAAGCAGAAGAAGAGAUUGGGUUUCCGAGUGAUGAUGACGAGUUGCCAAAGGGAUACAGUAUGGAAGAAUUGACGGAGUUGCCUAUGAAUCUUGCAAUGACUGAAUUGGGGGUGAGACCUUGUGUUGCUUGGUUGAGGAGUUUGAAUGGGAGUUCGGAUAUUGCGAAGGAUUUGUUGCCGAAGCUGGAUGCUAGAGAAGUUGCUGCUGUGUUUACUGCACCGUUCGAGCAGUUUUUGAAAGAGAAGGAUGAUGGUGUUGUGGAGGGGGAAUGGUAUAGAGGGGCAUGGCACAGUUGGUAUCAUGAACCAUGGCGGAUGCACAUGUUUCAUGUCCCUGUGAGUCAAAAGUCGGUCUUUAGGAGUCAGGAGGUGGAAAACACAAGACUUGAUGCUGCCACUGCGCCAUGUUCGCCAGAGUCAAAAGCCCCGGUGUUGUUGGCAGAUCGAGCUGCUCAGGCAUAUGGCAAGCCGGCACCUAAAUCUGGCCAUGCAAAGAAGGUAGAUAAGAGUUUGGCACAGAAAGAUGCACUGGAUAUACCACGGUAUAGGGUCUUUGGCAUGACUGCGCGGAUACUGGUUGAUGCGGCGAGGGUGGCUUAUGGGCGUGAGCCUGAGUUUGCCCACAACUCGCACUUUGGCGAUGAGGACAUGAUCGUCAGACUCAUCAAAAUGGGGAGACUACAACCAAAGAAGGAAAAGGGCGAGAUCUUGACAAGGGAUGUCAUGCAAGCUGCAGCCGACGUCAAGCUGAGUGGAGAAGAGAAAGGGAAGCUUUGA